Talaromyces stipitatus ATCC 10500 is the source of this 1762-nucleotide messenger RNA. RefSeq names its product arabinan-endo 1,5-alpha-L-arabinase, putative. Bases 1 to 1587 code for a protein of 528 amino acids. Gene Ontology annotation, molecular function: hydrolase activity, hydrolyzing O-glycosyl compounds. NCBI's taxonomy places the organism in Eukaryota, Fungi, Ascomycota, Eurotiomycetes, Eurotiales, Trichocomaceae. Gene Ontology annotation, biological process: carbohydrate metabolic process. The transcript has 2 exons. The record is from RefSeq and is a predicted model, not a curated record.
AUGCCGCAAGUACGCAAUCCCAUCCUGCCCGGCUUCAACCCCGACCCCUCCAUCCUCCGGGUCGGGGAGGAUUACUAUAUCGCCACAUCAACUUUCGAAUGGUAUCCUGGAGUACAGAUACACCACUCCAAAGACCUAGCAAACUGGGAACUAGUCGUGCGACCAUUGACGCGAAAGAGUCAGUUGGAUAUGCGAGGAGAUCCAGAUAGUUGCGGUAUCUGGGCACCGUGUCUUUCUCAUGACGGCGAUAAAUUCUGGCUCGUUUACACAGAUGUCAAACGCAAAGACGGCUCGUUUAAAGAUGCGCAUAAUUAUAUCGUGAACGCCCCGAAAAUUGAAGGACCAUGGUCGGAUCCUGUUUACAUCAAUUCGUCCGGAUUCGAUCCAUCGCUGUUUCAUGAUGAAGAUGGCAAGAAAUGGUUUGUCAAUAUGAUGUGGGAUCAUCGACGUCGGCCUCGGUUGUUUGCUGGAAUCGCACUUCAGGAAUUCGACCCAGUGGAGGGUAAGCUGGUUGGGAAACGGGCCAAUAUCUUCCAAGGCACUGAAUUGGACCUUGUGGAAGGCCCGCAUUUGUAUAAACGCAAUGGGUGGUACUACCUACUCACUGCGGAGGGAGGGACUGCUUACGAACACGCUUGUACUUUCGCCCGGUCACGAAGUAUUUGGGGUCCAUAUGAAGUACAUCCUCAAAAACAUGUUGUGACGUCCAAGAAUGCUCCAUUUGCAGCCUUGCAGCGAUCUGGGCAUGGAAGUAUAGUUGAGACUUCGGAUGGGCGUCCUGUAGGUCAGGACCGACGCUGUGUGCUUGGACGAGAGACUGCUAUCCAAGAAGGAUACUGGAAGGACGAUUGGUUCUAUGUAAAGAACGGACCAGUUCCCUCAUUGUACACGGAAGUCCCAGGUGUACGUGAUGAUAAGGUUUACUGGGAAGAGAAAAAUUACAAGUUUGACAACAAGGAGCUUCAUAAGGAUUUUCAAUGGCUGAGAACCCCGGAACCAGAUCGAAUCUUCUCUACCGAAAAUAGGAAGCUCACUCUUAUUGGGAGAGAGUCUAUAGGAUCCUGGUUCGAACAAUCCUUAGUAGCACGGCGACAGACCCAUUUCUCUUACGACGCAGAGACCGUGAUUGAUUUCUUACCAGAAGAUGAGCGACAAUUCGCAGGUCUAGUAGCCUACUACUCCAGAUACAAUUUCUUCUACUUGGCUGUCACGGCACACUCGGACGGGGAACGUGAGAUAUACGUUAUGAGUUCGGAGGCUUCUUGGCCUGAUGGUGAUCUGGCAUUCCCAGUACAACCGAUUAAAAUUCCCAGAACUGGCAAGGUUAAACUUGCCUUGGCUAUUCGCGGUGGUCAAACCCUACAGUUUUCGUACGCUGUGGAAGGGGGGGAAUUGCAGAAAAUUGGCAAGGUAUUUGAUGCUUCCAUGUUGUCCGAUGAGUGUGGAGGACACCAGGCACAUGGAAGUUUUACGGGUGCAUUUGUUGGCGUGGCAUGUUCCGAUCUCAAUGGUACAGCAAAACGGGCAGAUUUCGACUAUUUUACAUAUAGGCCGGUGCAAGACGUCGCUGAUCGCUAUGAAAUUUAGUGAUUCAACCAACGAGCAGGCGAUUUUGUUAGCAAACAGUACCUAGGUAUUCAUACAAGUUUCUUUUCUAUCAAGGCAGUCCUGGAGGGAGACAAAUCAUGUUACGAUUUACAUUAGGCAGCUACCUAUAGGAUUAGCCAGACGUUGGUGCGUCAUAUCAUUAAAGAGCCGUUCA